This is a messenger RNA of Caenorhabditis angaria, 18766 nucleotides long. The record is from the annotation of a GenBank genome assembly. NCBI's taxonomy places the organism in Eukaryota, Metazoa, Nematoda, Chromadorea, Rhabditida, Rhabditidae.
AUGCCCGAUUCGCUGCCGCGAAGUUCGCGUCGCAGUCGAGUGCCCAAGCGAUAUUUGGAUGAUGAUUAUACGCCGACGCAGAGUGUUGCGGCGAAACGCAACAGAAGUUCGACGCCGGCGACGCCGCUGGCGGCAACUCCGGUCAAAAAUUCGAGGUUGGUAUUGAUUUUUUGGCGGGAAAUGGUGGAAUUUCACGUGAAAAUGUGGAAAUUCAAUGAGUUUCAUGAAAAAUGAUGAAAUUCCGAGUGAAAAUCUGAAAUUUUGGCUGAAAAUGAUGAUUUUUCACUGAAAAUCCACGUUUUCUAGCUGAAAAUGUUGAUUUUUCUGGAAAUAAUGGAAAUCUAGCUGAAAAUCUUGAAUUUUAGCUGAAAAUGAAGGGGUUUCACUGAAAAUCCCCAUUUUAAGCUGAAAAAGAAGCUUUUCUAGCUUAAAAUGAGUCAAAAACCUGAAAAAUCAUACAAAAAGUUGUGCAUCCGGCGUGGCUCGAACCUGUGACCUUCUGGACCGGAAAAUCUCAAAUUUUAGCUGAAAAUCCAGGUUUUCUAGCUGAAAAUAUUAAUUUUUAACUGGAAAUCUUUUAUUUCAGCUGAAAAUCAAGAUUUUCUGGCCAAAAUUCAUGUUUUCUGGCCAAAAAUCGGAAAAUUUGAACAAAAAACCUCGCACCGGGCGUGGGUCGAACCUGUGACCUUUUGAAUCGAAAAAUCUCAAAUUUUAGCUGAAAAUCAAGCUUUUCUAGCUGAAAAUAUCAAUUUUCCACUGAAAAUCUCAAUUUUUAGCUGAAAAUCAAGAUUUUCUAGCUAAAAACUAUACAAAAAACAUAGUUCCCAGCGGGACUCGACCCUGUGACCUUCUGGACUAAAAAUUUCAAAUUUUAGCUGAAAAUCCAGGUUUUCUAGCUGAAAAUAUCGAUUUUCCACUGGAAAUCUGAAAUUUUAGCUGAAAAUCAAGAUUUCCUGGCCAAAAAUCAAGAUUUUCUGGCCAAAAAUCGAAAAAAAUUCCACAAAAAGUCUUGCUCCCACUGUUCCUCGAACCCGUGACCUUCUGAUCCAAAACUGUUGAUUCCAGAUCCUCCCGCAAAUCCACCACCGCCACCCAACAAGCUACCGUAUCUUCCGCUUCCGCUUCCGCACCGCCACCGGCCAAAAAACCGCGACGCAACACGCGCGCCUCUCAAAAAGCGGUCGUCGAAAAGAUCUACGAGGAAGCCGAUUCGGAAUCGGAAGAUUCAGAAGAUCUCGAUUUUCCCGAGCCGAAUUUCGAUGAUUUUGAGGCGGAAGAUGAGAUUUUAGAGGGAUUUUCAGAUGUUUCAGCUGGAAAAAACGUGGCUGAAAAUGAUCAAGAUCAAGAAAUCUACCCAUGGAUCGAUUUGCCGGCGGAAGAAAUUCCGAAAUUAGAGCUUCCGGAAAGCUCUGCGGACAUUCCGCUUCCGCGAAACCUGAUUUUUGACGCGAUUGAAGCUUAUGAAAUUCUCAGAUCACAUCACAGGACACUUAGGCUAACUCCAUUUUUAUUCGAGGAUUUUUGCGGGGCGCUGAUAUCACAGAAUAAUAGUUGUUUGAUGGCUGAGAUUCAUAUUGCAUUGUUGAAAGUUGCAUUGAAAUCGGAUGAUGAGGAAGGAGUGCAUUAUAGGUAAGGUUUUUUGGCUGAAAAUUUGCUAAAAAUGAUUAUUUUUGAGCUGAAAAUCGUUAUUUUUGAUGAAUUUUAAGCCUAGAAACGUGAAAAAUCGAUAAUUUGAAGCUUGAAAGUGUUUUUUGGCUGAAAAUUUUGAAUUUUGGACUGAAAUUCAUCAUUUUUGAUGAAUUUUAAGUCUAGAAACAUGAAAAACUAAUAAUUUGAAGCUUAAAAAGUGUUUUUUGGCUGAAAAUCUUGAAUUCUAGGCUGAAAAUCGUUAUUUUUGAUCAAGCCUAGAAACGUGAAAAAUCGAUAAUUUGAAGCUUAAAAUUGUUUCUUGGCUGAAAAUCGUGAAUUUUAAGCAAAAAAUCACGAUUUUUCAUGAAUUUUAAGCCUAGAAACAUGAAAAAUCGAUAAUUUUAAGCCCUUUUUCGCCAAAAAUGAGCAAUUUCGCUCUAUUGAGAAUUUGGCGGGAUUUUUGAAUAUUUUUCCAAGCGAAAAUUGGCCAUUUUUCGUUUUUUGAGGCUUAAAAUGAGCAAUCCAGUGAUUUCCAACUAAUUUUCUAUGAGAAAUCCAUAAUUUCACCUUGAAACCCUGUGAAAAUUCAAAUUUCCCGGCAAAAUUGAGCGCGGGAACUUGAAAAAUUCAAAUUUUUCCACGAAAAUUGGCAAAUGCGCUCUAUUGAGAAUUUGGCGAAUUUUCAUGAAAAUUCAAAAUUUUAGAAAAACCUGAAAAAAAAAAUUUCGUGCCAAAACGUGACCUGAUGACGUGGCAAAUUUUUAUCAAGAAAAAAAAUAUUUUUCACCUCAUUUCUGAUUUUUCAAAUUUCCCAAAAACCCGCCAAAUGCUCAAUAGAGCGCAUUUGCCAAUUUUCAGCCGAAAAUUUGAAUUUUUCAAGUUCCCGGGGUGAAUUUUGGCGGGAAAUUUGAAUUUUCAAAGAGUUUUGGGGUGAAAUUAUUGAUUUUACGUGAAAAAUUGGUUGGAAAUCACUGGAUUGCUCUUUUUAAGCCUCAAAAAACGAAAAAUGACCAAUUUUCGCUUGGAAAAUAUUCAAAAAUCCCGAAAAACCGCCAAAUUCUCAAUAGAGCGCAUUUGCUCAAAAAUUCGAAUUUUUCAUGUGUCUAGGCUCAAAAUUAUCGAUUUUUCAUGUUUCUGGGCUCAAAAUUCAUCAAAAAUCAUGAAUUUUGGCUCAAAAUUAUCGAUUUUUUGCUCAAAAUCCGAUUUUUCCAGUGUAAACGAUACCAACAACGCCAUCAAUCUAAUAUUGCACCAUUUGGACCCUUUAACCUAUGGUGAAAUCCUUCGAUUAUACAUUGAAGCCUAUCCAGGAGUUGAUGAAAGUGUGCUAGAAGCCGUGAAUGCUCCAAAUUAUCCGUUUGUUGGAUUCGAGCCAAAAUUGGUGGUCAUUUUGUUCAUGUGCUAUCGAUUUUUGUAUUCUUCGGAAUAUCGGAAAGUUGUGAGCAAUUCGGGAGGAUUUAAGGUGAGUUUUUUGCUCAGAAAUGCUCCGAAAUGAGCCAAAAAUCAUGAAAAAUGAGCCAUUUUGAGCCCGGAAACUGCAAAAAUCGAUAAUUUUAAGCCUAGAUUCGAAUUUCCCGCCAAAAAUUGAUUUAAAAUUCAAAUUUUUGAGCAAAUUCGCUCUAUUGAGAAUUUUUGGUUAACAUGAGCAAUACUUCAAAUUGAUAUGUAAAAAUACCAUUGAAAAUGCUCUGAAUUACUGUACCUCCCUUUAAAAAUCAUAAAAAUCGCUUCAGGACCCAGAAAAGUAUUGUAUCUCCCUUCAAAUUCACCUACAGUACCCUUUGGGGUGAAAAUAUCGAUUUUUCAUGAAAAACAGGUCAAAAUGAGGGGAUUGCUCAUGUUAAGCCUGAAAUUCUCAAUAGAGCGCAUUUUCAACUAAAAAUUCUAUUGAAAAUGCUCUGGAUUACUGUACCUCCCUUUAGUUUUCACCUACAGUACUCUAAUUUGCUCUAGGACCCAAAAAACUGUAAAAUUCUGAGGGGUUUCCCAUAGAGUACUGUACCUACCUUUAAAAAUCGGAAAAUUUUGACAAAAAUGCAGAUUUUCGGAUUUUUUGAGCUAGAAUAGUGAUUUCUGACUGAAAUUCGUGAUUUUCAGUGUUUCUAGGCUGAAAAUUCAGAAAAAUCUGAAAUUUUUGAGCUAGAAAACUUGUUUCUAGUAAAAAAUCACAAUCUUAAUAUGAGCAAUCCCAGAAAAUCUCAGAAUUGCUCAUUUUAAGCUCAAGAAACCAUAGAAAAAUUCAAAAAUCCCCCAGAACCCGCCAAAUGUUCAAUAGAGCGCAUUUGCCAAUUUUGGGCUCAAAAAUUUGAAUUUUUCAAGUUCCCGCAGUCAAUUUUGGCGGGAAAUUCAAAUUUUCAAAGCUUUCGGGGUGAAAAUAUCGAUUUUUCAUGAAAAAUUGGUUGAAAAUCACUGGAUUGCUCAUUUUAAGCUUAAAGUACAAGAAAAUUCUCAAUAGAGCGCAUUUGCUUUGAAUUUUUGGCGGUAAAUUCAAAAAUUCAACGGUUUUUCAAUGAAAAAUGACUGGAUUGCUCAUAUUAAGCCUAAAAAAUUCAUUUCUAGGCUUAAAAAUGGCCAUUUUCAGUCAGAAAAAGCUCAUUUCCACCCAAUUUUUUUGCAGAACGAGGAAAGUUGCCGCGUAUGCGGAAAAUCUUCCGCGCGGAUCGUCGGAUGCUCAAGAUGUGAAGCGAGUUUCCACCCCGAAUGCUCAUCUCUCAAACCAUUUCCCGAAGUUUUGAUCUGUAAUUUGUGCACACAAAACGCGGCGGUGAAAGGUGUACAAGAUGCACGACAUUUUGACGAGUGCAUUGAGAAGGAGCCGUUGAGAAUGAGCCCGAUUGGAAGGGAUCGACAUGGAAGGGUUUAUUGGUUUGUCGCCCGACGUGUUUUUGUGUGAGUUUUUUUUUGAGAAAAUUCGAGAAAAAUGCUCCAAAAUGAGCCAAAAAUCGUAUUUUUUGGUGAAAAAUGGCUCAUUUUGAGCCCCGGAACAUGAUUUUUGACCUAAAAUUCAUAAUUUUCGCUUAAAAAUUGAUGAUUUUAAGCCUGGAAAGCUUAACAUGAGCAAUCCCCUCAUUUUGACCUAUUUUCUCAUGAAAAAUCGAUAAUUUCACCCCAAACCCUUUGAAAAUUCAGAUUUCUCGCCCAAAAUUGACCCCGGGAAAUUGAAAAAUUCAAAUUUUCACUCUAGAAUGCGCUCUAUUGAGAAUUUGGCGGGUUCUUGGGGGUUUUUGAAUUUUUCUAUGGUCUCUUGAGCUUAACAUGAGCAAUACCGCGUUUUUCUGUCAUUGCUCAUGUUAAGAUUGUGAUUUUUGGCUAGAAACGAGUUUUCUAGCUCAAAAAUUUCAGAUUUUUCUGAAUUUUCAGCCUAGAAACUCUGAAAAUCACGAAUUUCAGUCAAAAAUUGAAUUUGGGCUAAAAUCUAAGGUUUCUAGGUUCAAAAAUCAUAAAAAUUCAAAAUUUUGGCUUCAAAAGUCAUAUUUUCAAGCUAAAUUCAUAUUUCUAGCUUGAAAUUUCAGAUUUUUCUGAAUUUUCAGCCCUGAAAUCAAAUUUAUCCUGAAAAUUAUGUGUUCUAGCUUAAAAAUCAUGAAAAUUCCAAAUUCUUACUCUAAAAUUCAUAAUUUUGAGCAAAAUUCAUAUUUCUAGCUUAAAAUUUCAGAUUUUUCAUAAUUUUCAGCUCAAAAAUCUGUAAUUUUCAGUCCUGAAAUCAAAUUUAUCCCAAAAAUUAUGUGUUCUAGCUCGAAAAACCCCAAAAAUCACAAAUUUUUGCUCUAAAACUCAAUUUUCAGCUCAAAUCCUCAAGAAAUCUGUAAUUUUUCGAAUUCGGGCUGAAAUGUGAGGUUUCUAUGUUGAAAAACCAUGAAAAUUCAGAAUUUUGGCUCCAAAAAUCAUAUUUUCAAGCUAAAUUCAUAUUUCUAGCUUGAAAUUUCAGAUUUUUCUGAAUUUUCAGCCCUGAAAUCAAAUUUAUCCUGAAAAUUAUGUGUUCUAGCUUAAAAAUCAUGAAAAUUCCAAAUUUUUACUCUAAAAUUCAUAAUUUUGAGCAAAAUUCAUAUUUCUAGCUUAAAAUUUCAGAUUUUUCAUAAUUUUCAGCUUAAAAAUCUGAAAUUUUUGUGUCUAGGCUCAAAAAUCUGUAAUUUUCAGUCCUGAAAUCAAAUUUAUCCCAAAAAUUAUUUGUUCUAGCUCAAAAAGUACUAAAAAUCACAAAUUUUUGAUCUAAAACUCAAAAUUUUGAGCAAAAUUCAAUUUUCUAGCUUAAAAAUCAUGAAAAUUUCAAAUUUUCAGCCCAAAAAUCCCCAAUUUUCAGCCAAUCUGAAGACGAAUCCACUGAAAUCCACUACUAUUCAACAGUUCCCCAAUUAUAUCAACUCCUCGAAUCUCUAGAUGAAAAAUUCUACGAAAAAUCGCUUUGCGCAUUUUUUCGCAAAAAUAUCGAUGAAUUUUUGGAGCAAAUGACCCAAACUUUUGAAUUAUCUGGAGAAAGAAUUGAGCAAAUUGUCAAGGAAAAAGUGGCCCGAAAAGUGUAUUUUGAACAAUUGCCUGAGAUGUAUUUACAACAGGAUAAUGGUGAGCUGGUUUUUGGGCUGAAAAUCGAUAAUUUUAAGCCAAAAUUCAUCAAUUUUGGAGCAUUUUGAGCCCAGAAACAUGAAAAAUCGAUGAUUUUGAGCUAAAAUUCAUCAUUUUUACCCAUUUGUCAUGAAAAAUGCUCCAAAAUGAGCCCAGAAACUUGAAAAUUCAAAUUUCCCGCCAAAAUUGACCCCGGAAACAUGGAAAAUGCGCUCUAUUGAGAAGUUGGGCUUAACAUGAGCAAUCCCCUUAUUUUUGAGCCAUUUUUCAUGAAAAAUUGAGUUUUCAGCAUUGCUCAGGUUAAAUUUUGAUUUUUUCCAUGAAAAAUCGAUAAUUUCACCCCGAAACCUUUGAAAAUUCAAAUUUCCCGCCAAAAAUUCACCCCGGGAACUUGGAAAAAUUCAAACUUUGUAAGCAAGUGCGCUCUAUUCAGAAUUUAGGCUUAACAUGAGCAAUAUAGUGAAUUUCAGCCAAGAUUGCUCAUUUUAAAUUUGAAAUUGUGGAUUUUCGAGAUAAAUAGCAUUUCUCAUGUUAAUUUUCAGGUUUUUUUUUUAGAAAUUCUGGAUUUUCAGAAUUUUGAGCCAAAAAUGUAAAAUUGUCUGAAAUUUUCAGAUUUUCUUAGAUUUCUUAUUGAAAAUCCAAUCAUUGCUCAUAUUAUACUCAAAAAUUCCCGGAAACCCUUCUCAUUAGAGCGCACUUGCCAAUUUUCAGCAAAAAUUUGAAUUUUUCAAAUUCCCGCGCUCUCAAUUUUGGCGGGAAAUUUGAAUUUUCAGAGUUCCAGGGCUAAAAAUUCCUUGAAAAGAUGAAAAUUAACCCAAAACCGUAUUAUUAACAUGAGCAAUCCCUAAAAUUCACGAGAUUGCUCAUGUUAAGCCCAAAUUCUCAAAAAGUUUUUGAAAAAUCGAUAAUUUUAAGCCCGGAUUGCUCAUGUUAGAUUUGGAGCAAAAAUCUUGAAAUUUCAGAAAAACUAACAUGAGCAAUGCUUGAAAAAAGCAAAAUUUCUCAUGUUAAGAUCAGGAAAAAUUCAAAAAUUCUCAAUAGAGCGCAUUUGCUAAUUUUCACCUAAAAAUUUGAAUUUUUCAAGUUCCCGGAGUCAUUUUUCGCGGGAAAUUUGAAUUUGGCCUUGAAAUUAUCGAUUUUUAAUGCAUUGCUCAUGUUAAUCCACAUUUUUGCAGUCAAAAGAAUGUCAUCAAUUCUGUAUAGUUGUCGUCAAAUUGCCUAUCUCAAACAAGAAGCCGAAAUGGCUGUAAAAAAAGAGGAGGCUGCUGAAAAUCCGGUUGAAAAUCCGCCAAAAAUCCUGUCUGAAACACUUUUGGGAAUUCACGACGCGAGAUUAGUCAACACAUUUUGGAGCUGUGGAGUUCAGGAGGAGGCACUCAUCGAUUUGUAUGUUCAAAAUCACGGCGACGCCCAGAUUUUGGCGGAGAAAUUUUGGCGAAUGGGCGAUGCGAAGUGUGAUGAUAGGUUUAUGUGAGUUUUUUCGGGGGUGAAAAUGAGCCAAAUUUCGCGAAAAAUGCUCAAAAAUGAGCCUGGGAGCCUGAAAUUUCGAUUUUUCAUCAAAUUUGGGUUCUAAAGACACCUUACACGCCUAAUUUUGGUUAAAAAUUGAUUUUUCAGAAAAUUUCCCAUCAUUUUGACAUAUUUUUUAUGAAAAAUGCUCAAAAAUGAGCCUGGGACCCUGAAAAUUUGAUUUUUCGUGAAAUUUGGGUUCUAAAACACCUUACACUCCUAAUUUUGCUUAAAAAUUGAUUUUCUGAUCAUUUUGACCUUUUUCCAUGAAAAAUCGAUAGUUUUAAGCAGAGCUGGGACAAACCGUAAAAUUGAUUUUCAGUUCAGUGGGUUGGAAUUCAUAUUUUCUCCCGCUAAAUCAUUAAAUCUCAUAAACAUCAUCAGGGAGUAUGAUUCAAAACUUCAAGCCUAAAAAAAUCAGCGAGAGAUAACGACCGUAAAAUUUCGUAAAACGUAAAAUUUUCCCAGGUGUGGUUUUAAGCCUAGAUUUGAGUUUCCCGCCAAAAAUUGACCAAAAAAUUCAAAUUUUUGAGCAAGUUCGCUCUAUUGAGAAUUUUUAUACACCAAUUUUCAUGAAAAAUGGCAUUUUCCUAGUGUAACAUGAGCAAUCUUGUGAUUUUUGGAUGAAAAUGGAUAUUUUCAGCCUGAUUGCUCAUAUCAAACUCGAAAAAAUCGGCUGAAAAAUCAUACCAUUGCUCAUAUUAGAGCUAAAAAUCCAUAGUAAUAGUUUAAUAUGAGCAAUGAUCCAAAAAUUUGAAUUUUUCGAUUUUUGGCUUGAAAAAGCUCAAAGUUUAACAUGAGCAAUGUUGAUUUUGGUCUAAAAAUCUCGAAAAUUAAGUUUUCUAGCUCAAAAAUCCCCAAAUUUAUUGAUUUUUGGCUCGAAAUUACUAUUUUAAAAUGAGCAAUGCUAUUUUUCAUGAAAUUUCGUGUUUUUUAGUUGAAUUUGGUCGAAAAUUAUCGAAAAACUAAGUUUUCUAGCUCAAAAAAUCAUAUUUUUAAUAUGAGCAAUGCUAUUUUUCAUUGAAAAUUGUAGAUUUCAUGAUUUUUAGGUGAAAAACCUUAAAAAUGCACUUUCCUAGCUCAAAAAUAUCCAAAUUUCUCGAAUUUUGGCUCAAAAAUCCAAUUUUUAACAUGAGCAACGCUGUUUUUCAUUAAAAUUGAAGACUUCUUGGUUUUUAGGUGAAAAACCUUAAAAAUUCACUUUAUUAGCUCAAAAAUAUCCAAAUUUAUUGAUUUUUUGCUCAAAAUUGUAAUUUUAAUAUGAGCAAUGUUGAUUUUGGUCUAAAAAUGUCGAAAAAUUAAGUUUUUUAGCUCAAAAAAUGCCCAAAUUUAAUUUCAGGCUCUACAAAAACUUCUACGCUCAAAACGAAAUGUCGGAAGGCUUCCACGCGCGCAAAAAAACCCAGGAUCGAAAAAAGUACAUGUUCUCGAAAUUUUCGUUCCACGAAGACGCGAAUUUCCAAUUCGACUGGACAAUUCCGCGCGAAAAAUCGACGAUUUUCGGCCCAGAAAUGAUUUUGGAAAAGAUCCUGGCUUGCACCAUUCAAAAAUUCGCCCGAAAAUUACCCUUAGCCCUAAUGCACCGAAAAUGGCGCAAAAAUCUGGCUCCUUUCGAGCAAAAAUUGGCGGAAUCGCGAAAUUUUGCGGAUUUUGCACAAAGAUUGCUGGAAUUUGAGAUGGCUAUUCGAAAAACGGUUUUUGUACCACAAUAUUAUAAUGGAAUUGGACAGACGCGAUUUGAGAGAAGUACGGUGGAGCAGAGAGAUUUGGCGGCUAAAGAAUUCCAGAGAGCCAAAAAAUUGGAAGUGGUACGUGUUUUUUAGCUGAAAAUCUUGAAAAUUUGGUGAAAAAUGCUCCAAAAUGAGCCAAAAUUCAUGAAAAAUGCUCCAAAAUGAGCCCAGAAACUUGAAAAUUCAAAUUUCCCGCCAAAAUUGAGCCCUGGGAGUUGGAAAAUUCGCUUCAUUGAGAAUUUAGCCUUAACAUGAGCAAUCCCCUCGUUUUCAAUCAAUUUUUCAUGAAAAAUCGAUGUUUUUUGCAUUGCUCAGGUUAAUUUUUGAAUUUUUCAGGAUUAAUAUGAGCAAUCCACCUGUUUCAGACCAAUUUUUCAUGAAAAAUCGAUAUUUUCACCCCAAAACCAAUGAAAAUUCAAAUUUCCCGCCAAAAUUGAUCCUGGGAACUUGAAAAAUUCAAAUUUUAGCUCAAAAAUUAGCAAAUGCGCUCUAUUGAGAAUUUGGGGGAUUUUUGAAAAAUUCAAAUUUUCAUUUUUUUUUAAAUUUUUGAAAAUUCAAAUUUUGGCGCCAAUAUUUGAUCUACGUAAUGCUCAUGUUAAUUUUUGAAUUUUUCAGGAUUAAUAUGAGCAAUCCCGUCAUUUUUCAUGAAAAAUGCUCCAAAAUGAGCCCAGAAACGUGAAAAUUGAGCAAUCUUUAAAAAUCGAUAUUUUCGUAGGAUUGCUCAGAUUAAACUCAAAAUAAUCAGUUUUUUGCGUCAAAAUUCGAAGCAUUGCUCAUAUUAAAUUGAGCCCGGGAAAGUGGAAAAUUCAAAUUUUAGCUCGAAAUCUGAAGCAAAUGCGCUCAAUUGAGAAUUUUUGGCGCCAAAAAAUUUUCAAAAAAAAAAUAUUUUUUGCUAAUUUUUUUUUCACGUGACCCAUGUAUUUUUUUUCCACGUGGAAUUUUGCCAAAACCAAAAAAAAAUCAUUAAUUUUUCAAUUUCCUCUCAUUUCCAGGAUGCUAUUCAGAAAGAAUUGGACGACUCAUUUGUCCGUGUGAACUACAGAAAACCCAAAUGGCCAAACACGUAUUUGAUGCGACAAAAAGUGAGUUUUUCAGCUGAAAUUCGAGAAUUUCAGCCAGUUUUGACUGAAAAUGAGCUAAAAAUCAUGAAAAUUGGAGCAUUUUGAGCCCAGAAACAUGAAAAUUUGAAUUUCCCGCCAAAAUUGACCCCGGGAAGUUGAAAAAUUCAAAUUUUUAUCCAGAAUUUAGCAAAUGCGCUCUAUUGAGAAUUUUGCGGGUUUUCAUUAAAAUUCAAAUUUUUAGACGUAAAUUUUUCGAUUUUAGCUCAUUUUUCUAGCUUAACAUGCUGAAAUUCGAGAAUUUCAGCCAUUUUUGACUGAAAAUGAGCCAAAAAUCAUGAAAAUUGGAGCAUUUUGAGCCCAGAAACAUGAAAAUUUGAAUUUUUAGCUUGAAAUUCAGCAAAUGCGCUCUAUUGAGAAUUUGGCGGGUUUGCAUUAAAAUUCAAAUUUUUAGACCUAAAAUUAUCGAUUUCAGCUCAUUUUCCAUGCUGAAAACGCUGAAAAUCAUCAUUUUCAGCGCAAAAAAAUCAAUAAUUUUCCAGGGUGAAUUCUACAGAAAUGCCGGAAAAGGUGGAAUGGGCGGUUGGUAUUGGAUCUCGGCCAAAAGACCACAAAAACUUGGCGAUGUGCCAAAAAAGCCGAGUUUAAAGGAGCAGGAGGCGAAAGUGUUGGAUGAGGUGAGAGACGCAGAGGAAAUUUCGAAUUUUUCUGGUUUAACAUGAGCAAUCUGAAGAUUUUUCACAGAAAUUUGGUGGGAAAACGAUAAUUUUAUAGGAUUGCUCAUGUUAAGCUCGAAAAUUAGGUUUUUGAAGUUAAGAAUUAGUGAAUUACUCAUAUUAAACUCUGAAAAUUCGACUUUUUGAGCUGAAAAUUAAUAAAUUGCUCAUAUUAAACUUUUAAAAUUCGGUUUUUAUGCUGAAAAUUAGUGUAUUACUCAUAUUAGACUAGAAAAAUCCAGUUUUGUCUAUAAAAUUAUAGGAUUGCUCAUGUUAAACCUGAAAAAUUCAGAAUUUUGUUCAAAAUUCAUAUCAUUGCUCAUAUUAAACUUUUAAAAAAAUCGAUUUUUAUGCUGAAAAUUAGGGUAGUGCUCAUAUUAGUCUAGAAAUUUCGAAUUUGAAUUACAAAAUCAUAUAAUUGCUCAUAUUAAGCUAGAAAAAUCCAGCUUUGGACAAAAAAUUCAUAGCAUUGCUCAUUUUAAUCACUAGAAUAAGAUCAUUGCUCAUAUUAGUCCUAAAAAUCCAACAUUUCUAUCAAAAAUCAUAGAAAUGCUCAUAUUAGACCUGAAAAUCCCUAAAAUUCAGCAUUGCUCAUAUUAAUACCCCAAAUUUUUCCAGGAACAACAAAAAUCCAACCGCAAAGCCUCAAAUCUUCUCAAAAUCACGGAAAAACUCGGAAAAUUGGCCGAAGCACGCGAAAAACGUCGAAAAUUCGACGAAAAUCCCGAACUCGGCAAAUCCUACAAAUUUUCCACGUGUUACGCGUCAAAAUGCGCGGGAAAAUCCGGAAAUUCAAAUUUUUCGUGCUAUUCCCCAAAUUGUCGCACGAAAUAUUGGGAAAAAGUGGAGGCGGCAGAGAAACGAGCCGAAUUGCGAAGAAAUCGUGUUGUGGGACAAGAGUUGAUGUGGGAUAUACCAGAAGUGCAGACAUUUGGAUCGAAAUCGGAUAGAAAGAAGCGGAAUUUGUUCAUUUUGCAGAAAAAGUGAGUUUUUUGAGCGAAAAUGCUCCAAAAUGAGCCCGAAAUCAUGAAAAUUGGAGCAUUUUGAGCCCAGAUUCGAAUUUCCCGCCAAAAAUUGACCCUGGGAACAUGGAAAAUGCGCUCUAUUGAGAAUUUUUGCUUAACAUGAGCAAUCCAAUCAUUUUGACCAUUUUUUAAUAAAAAAUCGAUGUGUUUUGCAUUGCUCAUGUUAAUUUUUGAAUUUUAAGGCUUAACAUGAGCAAUCCAAUCAUUUUAAUGAAAAAUCGAUAAAAAUUCAAAUUUCCCGCCAAAAAUUGACCCCGGGAAGUUGAAAAAUUCAAAUUUUUGAGCAAAUGCGCUCUAUUGAGAAUUUUGGAGUUUUCCAAGAGAAGUACACGGAUUUCACAGUAUUUUUAUGAAAAUCUGUGUAGUUCUCUUGGAAAACGCUGAAAAUUCCAGAUUUUCAGCAAAAAAAUGCUAGGAUUGCUCAUGUUAGAUCUGGAGACAAAAAUCUUGAAAUUUCAGAAAACCUAACAUGAGCAAUGCUCGAAAAAAGCAGAAUUGCUCAUGUUAAGCGCAAGAAAAAUUCUCAAUAGCUGAAAAUUUGAAUUUUUCAAGUUCCCGGGGUCAAAUUUGGCGGGAAAAUCAAAUCUAGCCUUAAAAUUAUCGAUUUUUGUGGAAAAAUUGAUCGGAUUGCUCAUGUUAGAGUGAAAUUGGCCAUUUCUGACCAGAAAUGGCUCAUUUUUUAGGUUUUUAGCCCCCAAAAACCCGAUUUUCUUCCAGAAUUCUUCGAAAACUGUGUAAAACUGGUGGAUGUCAACAAAUCUAUCUCCCAGGCUUCUCCCUAGCCGGAAAAUCCAAUCCGUCAGUCUGGAAUUAUCCGGCCCCCAGGCCCUGUUUUGAUCUUUGCUGGAAAUGGCAACUUUUGAAUGCGAAAAGCCUGCACGCCGUCUCGUUGGCCCUAAAAAUCCUGUGGACCACAAUUCGAUGGUCCGAAAUGGAUCCGGAUGAUACGCAUCCGGAUCGACGCGUUGUUGUCGAUCAUCCGACGCAUGAUGAGAGACGGAAAGUUAUUUGGCAUCAUGAAAUGGGACCAUUUGGACAGUAUGAGAGGUUUGUUCUUCAUUUUUAAGCAAAAAUUCAUGAAAAAUGCUCCAAAAUGAGCCCGGAAACCUCAAAAAUCAAUAAUUUUAAGCCUAGAUUCGAAUUUCCCGCUGAAAUUCACCCCGGGAACUCUAAAAUUGAAGCAAGUGCGCUCUAUUGAGAAUUUGGGCUUAACAUGAGCAAUCCACUCAUUUUGAGCCGAAAUUUAUCAUUUUUGGUGCAUUUUGAGCCCGGAAACCUCGAAAAUCAAUAAUUUUAAGCCUAGAUUCGAAUUUCCCGUCAAAAAUUUACCCCGGGAAGAUGAAAAAUUCAAAUUUUCACUGAAAAUUUGAAGCAAAUGCGCUCUAUUGAGAAUUUGGGCUUAACAUGAGCAAUCCCCCUUAUUUUUCAAGCAUUGCUCAUGUUAGUUUCUAUGGAAUUUUGAGGUUUUCGUCAAUUUUUGGCCUCAGGAGCUCGAAAAGUUGAUUUUGCCACGUCAUAGCUCAUUUUUAGCCCAGAAUUUGAAUUUUCUAUUGAAAAAUCUUGGAAUUAACAUGAGCAAUGCUGAAAAAUUGAUAAAAAUUGACACGAAAAAUUCAAAACCCCCUCUGAAUCCGCCAUAUUCUCAAUAGAGCGCAUUUGCGAAUUUUCAGCUGAAAAUUUGAAUUUUUCAAGUUACAGGGGUGAAUUUUGGCGGGAAAUUUGAAUUUUCAAAGGGUUUUGAGUGAAAAUUUCGAUUUUUCAUGGAAAAUGGGUAAAAAAUGACAGGAUUGCUCAUUUUAAUCAUGAAAAUAUCAAAAAUUAACAUGAGCAAUGCUGAAAACUCAAUUUUUCAUGAAAAAUGGGUCAAAAAUAAGGGGAUUGCUCAUGUUUAGCCCAGAUUCUCAAUAGAGCGCAUUUUCCAUGUUCCCAGAGUUAAUUUUAGCGGGAAAUUUGAAUUUUCAAGUAUCUGGGCUCAUUUUGGAGCAUUUUUCAUCAAAAAUGGGUUAAAAUGAUGAAUUUUAGCUCAAAACUAUCGAUUUUUCAUGAUUUUUAGCUUAAAAUUGAGCAUUUUUGAGCAAAAACUAACAUGAGCAAUGCUAUUUUUCAUUACAGAUACCUUAUGGAAAUCGAAAUCAUCCCCCUGUACAAUGAUGAUCUUUUCGAUGAAGAAGAUGACGCGUGGAGUGCGAAAAAAGAGCGAGAAGGAAAAAAGACGGGAAAAUCGACGCGGAAAUCGCGCGGAUUCAGCGACAAAGCGGCAAUUUCCGGAAGCGCGACGCGUCGCGUCCCAAAAGAGAUUAAAAAAGUCUGGUUUGAUGGGGUGGAUUUGAAAUUGUAUGAGAUUCGCGACUAUUGGAAGCUGGUGAUUAAAGGAGAAGAAGAUGAGGAGAGACGGUUGGCACCGCCUCCGCCGCCGCGGAAAUUUGCCGCGCCUGGUUCCGCGACGGCGGCCGCGAAAAAGCAGGCGGAUUAUUUCAAUAAACAUCCUGUGGGAAGUGUUGGAGCGACUUUGGUGCAUAGUAUGGCACAGUUUCGAGCGCUACAUAGCAAUGCGGGAAAGACUAGAAAUUCUGUUGGACAACCCAUGCAUCCGGUGAGCAUUUUUGGAUUUUUUGAGCUCAGGAGCUCAUUUUAGAGCUAAAAUUCGAGAAAAAUGGAGCAUUUUGAGCCUAGGACCUUGUUUUUGAGCGAAAUUCGAGAAAAUUGGAGCAUUUUGAGCUUCUGGGAUGAUUUCUGAGCCGAAAAUCAUGAAAAAUGGAGCAUUUUGAGCUCUGGAGCUGAUUUUUGAGCAGAAAUUCGAGAUUUUUAGGUCUGGAGCUAAUUUUAGAGCUGAAAAUCAUGGGAAAUGGAGCAUUUUGAGCCUAGGAGCUUGUUUUUGAGCCGAAAAUCAAGAAAAAUGAAUAAAUUUGAGCUCUGGACCUUGUUUUUGAGAAAAAAUUUGAGAUUUUUAGGUCUGGAGCUAAUUUUAGAGCUGAAAAUCAUGGGAAAUGGAGCAUUUUGAGCCUAGGAGCUUGUUUUUGAGCCGAAAAUCAAGAAAAAUGAAUAAAUUGGAGCUCUGGACUUUGUUUUUGAGAAAAAAUUCGAGAUUUUCAGGUCUAACGCUCAUUUUCAGCUAAAAAAACAAGAAAAAUGAAGAAUUUUGAGCUCUGGAGCUCAUUUUAGAGCCGAAAAUCAUGAAAAAUGAGCAUUUUGAGCCCGGGAGUUAGUUUUUGAGCAAAAUUUUGAGGUUUUCAGGUCUGGGGCUCAUUUUUGAGCCGAAAAUCAUGAAAAAUGGAGCAUUUUGAGCUCCGGAGCUAGUUUUUGAGCAAAAAUUCGAGAUUUUUGAGUCUAGAGCUCAUUUUCAGCUAAAAAACAAGAAAAUUGGAGCAUUUUUGGUUGAAGCCCUUAUUUUUAAGCAAAAAUUUGAGAUUUUCAGGUCUAGAGCUCAUUUUAGAGCCGAAAAUCAUGAAAAUUGGAUAAUUUUUAGGUCUAGAGCUCAUUUUCAGCUAAAAAACAGGAAAAUUUGAGCAUUUUGGCACCGGGGCUAAAUUUAGAGCAAAAAUUUCGAGAUUUUCAGGUUUAGAGCUCAAUUUCAGCUGAAAAACAAGAAAAUUCAGAAUUUUGAGCUCAGGAGCUGGUUUUUAAGCAAAAAUUCGAAAUUUUCAAGUCCAGAGCUCAUUUUAAAGCUAGAAAUCAUGGAAAAUGAAGAAUUUUGAGCUCCGGAACUUAUUUUUGAGCCAAAUUGCGAGACAAUUUGCUCAUUUUAAGCUUGGAGCCUUCAAAAUUCAAAUUUCCCGCCAAAAUUGACCCCGGAAACGUGAAAAAUUCAAAUUUCCAGCCCAAAAUCGGCAAAUGCGCUCUAUUGAGAAUUUUCGCCAAUUUCCGGAUGAAAAUUUGAAUUUUUCAAGUUCCCGGGGCUAAAAUUAUCGAUUUUUCAUGGAAAAUAGCUCAAAAAAUGUGAUUUUCAAGGCAUUGCUCAUGUUAACAUCAACAAAAAUAUUUUUUGCAGUCACACCAUCUCCACCCGUCACAAUUGGCCGCCCGUAUCGGACCACCACCAAUGCCACAACCACGUCGCCCCCCGCAAGCCCCGCCCACAAAUAAUGGCAAUUUGCCAAAAUUGGCACCGCGCCAAACCUUUGCGCCACCGAAAAUGAUUCCGCAAACGCAUCCGCAGAUCCGCAAUAGCUAUCCGCUUCAACAUCCGCAGGAUUAUCGAUUUUCUCAACAACCGUCUACGUCACGAGCUGCGGCCGGAAGAGAUUCGCUUCCGCUUCCGCAGCCGCCUGCCGCGGCUACAGUAGCCUACCGUAAUGUACAACUCGCGCCGAGACCCAUCCAAGCAAUGCGACAAACAUCGAAUGGUUAUCAGUUUGCGGAAGGAGCGAUCCGCGGAGGCGGAAGGAACGGAAAUCCGCAACCGCAACCGCAACCCACUACGAUUAUCAGAAAGGUUUAUUAUAAAACUGUUGAAGUGAGUGAAAAUGAGCCAAAAUUUGGGAUUUUUAGAUGAAAAUGGGCCUAGAAACGUGAAAUUUAGCCUAAUUUUGGUCAUGGGACGAAAAAUUGGUCUUGAGACGAUUUUUGACAUCAAAAUGACUAGAUUUCAUGAAUUUUCAUAAAAUUUGGGUCUUGGAGCGAAAAUUUGAACAAAAUUUUGUUUCUAGAGCGAAAUUUCCGAUAUUUUGAGCCUAAGAACGUGAAAUUUAGCCUAAUUUUGGUCAUGGGACGAAAAUUUGACUUAUAUUGGGCUCUGAAACGAUUUUUCACCUUAAAAUGACUAGAUUUCAUGAAUUUUGGGUCUUGGAGCGAAAAUUGGUCUUAAAACGGGUUCUGGAACGAUUUUUGAACCGAAAUUCGAGAAAUUUUCGAUAUUUUGAGCCUAGAAGCGUGAAAAUCAUGAAUUUUCGUCCCAGGACCAAUUUUUAUGCAAUUUUCAUGUUUCUAGACUUGAAAACCUCGAAUUUUCGUCCCAGGAAUCAAAUUUAAGGUUAAAAUCCAAGAUUCAAUGAAAAAUGAGCUCAAAUUUGGGAUUUUUGAGCAAAAAUGAGCCUAUGAGCGUGAAAUUUAGCCUAAUUUUGGUCCUGGGACGAAAAAUUGAUCGGAAAUUGGUCUCGGGACGAUUUUUGAACUAAAAUUCAAGAAAUUUGAACUAAAACUGAUCUUGCCACGAUUUUUCGACCUGAAAUUUUGAAAAUUUCGAUGAAAAUCUGGUUUUGGAACGAUUUUCAGCGUAAUUUUUGAUGAAAAUCAGCUUUUCCUAUUGAAAUUUACUCAAAUUCACACGAAAUUCCAAUUUUCAGCGAACUUUUAACUGAAAAUUUGAAAAAAUCACCAAAUUUUAACCUAAAAUAAUUUUUUCACCUAAAAUUCAAGUUUUACCCCCGAAAAACUCGAAAAUUCCAUAAUUUUCCCUCAAAACAUUCAAAAUUCCAUAUUUUCCCACGUAUUUCAAUCAAAUUUCCCCCUGGAAAACCCCAAUUUUCAGCCAGAAAUCUGAAAAUUCCCAUUUUCGCCCCAAAAUUUGUUCAAAACAAGCAAACGCGCUCCAUUGAGAGAAGCGAGCCGCGACGCGUCACGAGACGCGUUGCGGUUUGUUUUCAUUUUUCUUUUUUGCGAGCGUCUUUUCUGGGGUUUUCCCAGUUUUUCAGAGUUUUGAGCUGAAAUUCAGGGGUUUUUGAGAUUUUAAGAUGAAAUUCAUAUUUUCAGCCGGUUGGGGAACCACAUCAAACACCAGAAAUGCGUCGAAUGGUCGUGCAACAACCCAAAAAUCCAGGAUUAGCUGGAGAAGAAGCGAUUGGUGCAAACAAUGCGUCAGAUGGUGAUGAGCCUCCACCAAUCAUCCCAAGAUAUGAUCAGCAGCCACCAAUUCGACAUGUCUAUCAACAACAAACGCAGCGGAUUAUUCCGCAAGCGGCGCCGGGCGGAAAAGGACCGGUUAUCGUCAUCAAACGAGCCGCCAAUGAUCCUGGAACGAAUGUGGUGAUAAGACAGGCGAUUCCGAGUGGUGGUCGAAUUGUGCAAGUGCGAAAUGCUGCGCCGUCCGCAGGCGGUGCGCGAGUUAUGCGAAUUCAGCCGGGCGGAUUGGCGCCGCAACGCGCAUUCGUCACACCGAAUACGCAGAUGAUUCAGAAGGCGCGGAUUGUGCCGCGCGGUGGAACCACCAUGCAAAUGGCACAACAACAAUUGGUUGGUGAUUUUGGGCUGGGUUUUUGGGGAAAAAUGGCCUGGAAGCUGAUUUUUGGGCUGAAAAUGCGAUUUUUGAGCUCAAAAAUCGCCUUUUUGUCCCAGAAAUUGGUUUCCUGACUCUAAAAUACAAAAAAAAUACAAAAAUUUCUGGAUUUUAGACCUUUUAAAGCCCCCGGGCCUUUGUUAGGUCGAAAAAAAUCCGAUUUUUGGUCUAAAACAGGCCCCCAGGCCUAUUUUAGACUGAAAAUCAGAGAAAAUCUUAAGUUUCUGCAUGUUUUUGCUGUUUUUCUGUCCAUUUUUGUUCAAAACUUGAAAUUUUGCAGGAAACCAACGAUCUGCAGCCAGAAGAAGAGCAAAUCCAGCAGGAAUUUUAA